This is a messenger RNA of Talpa occidentalis (Iberian mole), 2251 nucleotides long. Its product is annotated as vomeronasal type-1 receptor 4-like. The transcript has a single exon. Gene Ontology annotation, cellular component: membrane. The record is from RefSeq and is a predicted model, not a curated record. Lineage: Eukaryota; Metazoa; Chordata; Mammalia; Eulipotyphla; Talpidae. Gene Ontology annotation, molecular function: pheromone receptor activity. Bases 66 to 1001 code for a protein of 311 amino acids. Gene Ontology annotation, biological process: G protein-coupled receptor signaling pathway.
UGACAGGUUGCCCAGCAGGGUCCUCCUGCUCAGGAGGCCCUUGUCAGCUGCUGAGAACUGACAGGAUGGACUUCCGGGAUUGGGUGGCGGUGACAGUCGUGUUCUUACUAGCUGGACUCGGGAUCCUGGGGAAUUUCUUCCUUCUUUCCCAUCAGCUCUUCCUCUCUUUCCAUGGGUGUAGGCCGAGGGCCACAGCUUUGAUUGUCAAGAACUUGAUUAUGGUCAAUUUGUUGGUCCUGUGCUCCAGCAGUAUCUCCUAUCCACUGACAUCUGCUGGGUGGUAUCAAGGCAGUGAUUUGAGCUGCAAGUUUCUCCCUUAUGUUGUUGGCGUGGGCAGAGGCGUGUCCAUCAGCACCACCUGCCUCCUGAGUGUGGUCCAGGCCAUAACCAUCGGCGCCUGGGGCUCCAGGUGGGCAGGGCUGAGAGAGAAAGCUCCCAGGUACGUUAUGCCCUGCAUUGCCCUGUGCUGGGUCCUGAGCCUGCUGUUAAAUUCCAUCAUUGCUGUGUUCAUGGCUAGCAAUUUGAGUGACAAAAAUGAUACAGGCAGGAAAAGGUAUGGACAGUGUUCCACUGUUCGUCACGACCCAGCCAGUGACUUCUUAUACGGGGCUUUGCUCUCCUUCCCCGAUGUUGUGUUUUUUGUGACCAUGGUCGGGGCCAGCGCCUCCUUGGUCUACACCCUGUCCCGGCACAGGCGGCGGGUCUGGCACCUUCACGGAUUCGCCUCCUCCACGUCCUCCCCCGAGUCUAGGGCCACUCACACCAUCCUGCUCCUGGUGAGCACCUUCGUCUGCUGUAACAUCAUUUCCUCCAUGUUGAAGAUUGCUGUGGCUGUUACUUAUAAUCCCGAGUGGUUCCUUUUUAACUUCAACAAAGUAAUCGAACUGUGUUUCCCGACUCUCUGUCCUUUUCUGCUCCUGAGCCGGGAACCCAAGGUGUCCAUGCUGCCCUCUGCCCUGAUCAGUAAUAGUAAAUGCCACAAACCCUCGAGAAAUAUGUAAACCGCAUGUGAGUGCACGGUCAUUUAUUCAUUUGAUAAUUUACUCUACACCCCCAGUCCUAAAUGCAGUUGUGAGUGACAUAUGGUUUAUGGACAGGCGGAGCAGCCUCUUCACAAGUGUUUCUGGGACCAGUCACUGUAACGAGGUCUGUACAGGGGUCCCUAAUACUCCUGUGAGGAACACAGUCUUGCUCCAGAUGGUUCGCAAUGUAUGUGAGACAGCAUGCGGGCCUGACACUCUCUGGAAUGGUGGAAAGGCCUCACCUGUGUCACUUUAAUUCUCACAGAAAGUCGUAGGAACAUCUGGGCAUGGAGCUUAGUUCACAGGAAAAUGGCACGGUGGGUGCAGGGCAGCCCUGGAGCUGGAGUCAGCUGUCCUGAGGGGAGACCCUGGCAGCGAGUCAGGCAUCGGGAGCAGUUUUCAGUCUUGCACAUUCCACCCUCUUCUUAUUUGAGAAGGGCAUGCGAAGGAGAUUCCGUGCCGGAGCAUCCUCUGGUAGACCUGCGGACAGAUGGCCUGCGUCUAGCAGACACAGAAGUACAGCUUAGCUGGUUUCAGCCACCAGAGGGUGACGGUGACAAUUCAAGGAGACAUGCUUUGCGUGGCCUGGGGUGUGCAGGAGCAAGAUUUCUCCCACGGUGAAGGGGAUGUGAGCGUUUUUGCAAGACACAGACUGGAGGUCUGUCUCAAAGGGUGGAGGUGCUAGGAAACUUGGUACCGGGGCAGAUGCACUUGGAAGGAAAGAGCUGGAUCCCCUGUGUGUUCAAGGCGCUAAGGGCGUGUGUCCUGUCUCAGGAGGGACGUGUAUAGAGCUUGCUCUGAAUGUACAGCGUGGAGCUCACGCAAAAUAUGAACCAUUCAACAGUGUGCGACUCAAAGCACUUAUUGUGACAGACUUGUCUGUACAUAUCUGAGCUCACGUGAUACACUUUCUUACUUGCACAAAUUAGGCCACAAAGGAAGAAGAAAAGCUCCUGAUGCUUACAUUCUUACAACUGUAUUAUGUUCCCGCAUGUGCCCAGGCGGAUCUCGGAUGUGUGUCUGGUAUGAUGUGUGUGACGUGCCAUGUGUGGCCUGGGCAGGUGUAAUGUACACACCUGUAUCAGUGUUCACCUAAAGGCAAUCACGUCAUUUAUUCAUGUAUUUGAAAUUUGUAAUUUCAGAAAAAUGACAAAUAGUACUGAUGACAUUCAUGAAAACGGUGACAUUUCAUAAAGUUUAUAUUGUCUGAGGUGUGGAUACUGCCACAC